AUGCGAAUCCUUACACAAUCGUUUGAUGCUGAUUCAUUUGGUUGUGACGAAAGUUUUGUGAAGAAUGAUGAGAAUUGCUUGUCUGAACUGCAAGAGAAGAUCACCGUGUUAAGUAAAGAACUACAGAAAAAAGACGCUCUGAUUGAGAGCGAAAGAUCCGCACACAAAGCUCAGCUACGAGAUUUCAUAAUGGCUGUGAAGGUAGCCGAGCGUUGUCGUGAAGAAACGCAGAUGGAGUUGACAAGGCUGAUCAAAGUAUGCCGUAGCGUGAGCUCACCUGAUGAAGCGCUGUGGUUUGGAGUGAUGCAAAAAUUUCAAAGGAGUUCGAAAAGAAAUGCUUUGUUAGCAUGGGCCCAAGCGCAGUAAGU
Molecule: messenger RNA, 368 nt
Organism: Strongylus vulgaris
Lineage: Eukaryota; Metazoa; Nematoda; Chromadorea; Rhabditida; Strongylidae
Source: the annotation of a GenBank genome assembly